AUGACCACCCUCUCCAACACAGUCUCCUACAUCCAAAACGACGUCUCCAUCCCCAUCACUGCAGGCGUCCUCGCUACACCCAUCGCUAUCGAUCAUAAUCGCUCGACGCUGGAUACUACGCAGUGUGCGACGUAUACGGAGAUUGUUUCGACGGAGGCGAGGCAUCCGUAUGUGAUUGGGACGCAGAUCAGGUUUAGUGUACUGGGGAAUGGGAAUGGGAAUGGGAAUGGAAGUGUGUCUGCGUUGGGGAUUGAGAAGGUGGAGACGGUGGUUACGGAGAAGGGGGAUUGGCUUUUUGAUCCGGUGGGGACGUUGAAGUAUGUUAGGUUGGAAGAGGUUGGUUGUUUGUUUUCUUUUUUCUCGUUUUCCUUCGUUUUUUUGUUUCUUUUCUUUGGAUUUAUAAGGCUAUUCUUUGGAGUAUCCCACAAACUUCUCAUCUAUAAUCCACCCCUCCUCCCUCCCCCCAACACACAAACUAACCCCCCUAUCCCUCCCCCAGGAAAAAUGGGGACGCAUCCCCCCCUCGAAACUCGACACCCGCGCAACCAUCCAAGCCGCCGCAGACGCCUACCUCGACCUCUUCAACGACAAGAGCGUGCAAGUCCCCUGGGGCACGCCCUGCGCGCGCCUCGAGGGCGGCAGCUACACGGGCAAGGGCAGUGCGAGUGAUAGCUGUAAUGUGGGGGUUCCCUCGGGUGUCAAGAUCACGAAUCGCAGGUAUGUGGUUGAUGAAAUACUUGGGGCCGUUGAUGUUAUGUGUACGUUUGCUAGUAGUGCGGAUACGCAUGAGUUUCGGGUUGAGGGGGGACGGUUGAGGUUUGUGCAUACUAUGACGGAUACUGGGAGGUGA
Molecule: messenger RNA, 850 nt
Organism: Hymenoscyphus albidus
Lineage: Eukaryota; Fungi; Ascomycota; Leotiomycetes; Helotiales; Helotiaceae
Source: the annotation of a GenBank genome assembly